Molecule: messenger RNA, 1893 nt
Organism: Colletotrichum phormii
Lineage: Eukaryota; Fungi; Ascomycota; Sordariomycetes; Glomerellales; Glomerellaceae
Product: GMC oxidoreductase
Exons: 3
Coding region: 1-1893 (630 amino acids)
Molecular function (GO): flavin adenine dinucleotide binding; oxidoreductase activity, acting on CH-OH group of donors
Source: RefSeq, a predicted model, not a curated record
AUGAUCCUUUCCACAAUCACAACUCUAACAACCCUCCUCCUUCUCCUCAAAACCACCGCCCAACCCGCCCAAAACGGAACCUACGCCUACAUCAUAAUCGGCUCCGGCCCAGGCGGCGGCCCUCUAGCAUGCAACCUCGCCCGCGCAGGCCACCCAACCCUCCUCCUCGAAGCAGGCGACGACGAACGCGACAUCCGAUCAGUCAUCGCAAACGGCGGGUACUUCAUCACGCCCACCAACAGCUGGUCCUUCUUUGUGCGCCAUCACCCGGACGAAGAGGUCGAGCUGCGGAAUAACCACCUCACGUGGCGGCUGCCCUCCCAGAAUGGAGCUUGUAUUGGACCAUACUGGGUCGGGAACGCGGCGAGGGCGCCUGAGGGGGCGGAGUUGUUGGGGGUGUGGUAUCCGCGCGGUGCGACGAAUGUUACGGGGGAUGCUUCGUGGAACCACAAGAACAUUUGGCGAAUCUUUGAGAGGAUCGAGAAGAACAAUUAUCUGCCAGAAGGCACGCCAGGUCACGGAUUCAACGGCUACUUUAACACGAAUCUCGGCAAUGGGUCGCAGUAUCUCAACAACCCUGGUUUGAUGGACAUUCUCAAGUCACACUUGCGGUCCAUUGGGAAAGAUCCAGAGAAGGUCAUCGAGAUGGUGGGCAGUGACGGGAACUUCCUCAGCGAGGAUAGAGACACGACGGGGGGCAUAUGGGGGCUGUCGUUCCAUGCGACGGACAAAUGGGAGCGGUACAGCUCUCGCACAUACAUCUACGAGACCCUAGCGGCCAAGAACGCAGAUGGCUCUCCCAAGUGGCCGCUGACUUUGUCGACGAAUUCUCUGUCAACGAAGGUCCUGUUUGAAGAGACAGAUGGCGAAAAGCCUAGGGCCGUGGGAGUUGAGUAUUUGGCAGGCAAUUCCACCUACGGCGCCGACGUGCGACACAAUGCGUCGACGACAGGCGAGACGCGGCGAGCAAUGGCAUCUGGCGAAGUGAUCGUCGCAGGCGGUGCCUUCAACUGGCCUCAACUACUACAGCUUAGCGGCAUCGAGGUCGUGGCAGACUUGCCGGGCGUGGGGCGAAACCUUCAAGAUAACCAAGAGUUUCCGGUCGUGGGACACGCCCAGCUCAACCUGACAGCUACUCCGAACCCCAACGAGCCGAUCUGCGCAAAGGGAAGCCCCGGAGACCCAUGCGAAGAGCUGUGGCGGCAGGGAAAGGGCCCGUACAUGCGGCCUGGAUACAACUCGAACGCGUUACUUCUCAAGUCCAACUUUUCGCUGACAGGAGAACGAGAUGUCUUCGUGUUCAGCUGGCCGAGGGCAUUCCGCGGAUUCUGGCCUGAGGUGCAGCAGCCGGAGCUUCUCGAUCCUCCGAAAGCCAUUGGCUUCUCGACCGUUAAGAUGCACCCGCAGAACACGGCCGAAUACAUCAAGAUCAAGUCUGCAGACCCGACGGAACCACCGCAGAUCAACUUUGAGCUCUACAAGGAAGGCGCCGAGACGGACUUAGAAGCGAUAGCUGAGGUGGUGGCGUGGGGCCGACGGAGCAUGCGCGACGUUCAAGGUCCGUGGGGUCCGGUAGAACCAGCUGAACCUCCAUGCUCGCGGAUCGAAAGUGACGGCAGGUGCGGUGACGCGGACCCGGAGUCGGACAAGAAUUGGAUCCGGGAGCAGACUUUUGGACAUCGUCCUACAGGGACGUGCAAGAUGAGCACGGCGGGUGAUGGCAUGGCGGCAGUGAAUUCUGAGUUUCGGGUGUUUGGUGUGGACGGGCUGAGGGUCGUCGACGUGAGCGUGUUCCCGCGGACUCCCGGAGCGUUUCCUGCCGUGGUGACCUUUAUCAUUAGCCAGAAGGCGUCGGAUGUGAUGCUGGAAGGUGUAGCAACAUCGAAGCCGUGA